Molecule: messenger RNA, 1173 nt
Organism: Prunus dulcis (almond)
Lineage: Eukaryota; Viridiplantae; Streptophyta; Magnoliopsida; Rosales; Rosaceae
Exons: 1
Coding region: 1-1173 (390 amino acids)
Source: RefSeq, a predicted model, not a curated record
AUGGCUCAACCUCCUGGAUUUGAAGAUUCUCAUCAUCCAACUUUGGUUUGCAAACUUCUUAAAUCUUUAUAUGGGUUAAAACAAGCUCCCCGAGCCUGGAAUGACAGGUUCACUUCUUUUUUACCUACAUUGGGGUUUCAACAUACAUACUCCGACUCCUCUCUAUUUGUGAAACAAGUGGAUUCUGGCAUUGUCAUCUUAUUGGUAUAUGUUGAUGAUAUCAUCAUUACUGGCAGUGCUGUCAGUGAAAUUCACAAGGUUAUUCAAUCUCUCACAGUUGAGUUUGAGAUCAAAGACUUAGGAGAUUUGCAUUAUUUUCUGGGCCUUCAAAUUUCUCAUACCAACACUGGUUUGUUUUUGUCACAAUCUAAGUAUGUCCAAGAUCUACUUGUCAAAACCGAAAUGACUGACGCCAAAGCGUGUGAUACUCCUUGCCUUCCUUAUCACAGAUUGCUUAAGGAUGAUGGUCAUCCUUAUGGGAACCCCACCAUGUAUCGAAGUAUUGUAGGAGCUUUGCAAUAUUUGACUUUCACCCGACCUGAUAUUGCAUUUUCUGUGCAUCAGGUUUGUCAAUUUAUGCAAACUCCAAUGGUGACACAUUUCACAGCCGUCAAGAGGAUUCUUCGGUACUUGAAGGGUACAAUGCACUUCGGCAUUCGCUAUAAUCGGGGAAGCUUGCAUUUAACAGCUUUUAGUGAUGCUGACUGGGCAGGAGAUCCAAAUGAUCGGCGGUCCACUACCGGUUUGGUUGUGUUUCUUGGUUCCAAUCCUGUGUCUUGGUCCUCUAAGAAACAACAAACUGUUUCCCGAUCUUUCACUAAAGCCGAAUAUCGUGCUUUGUCAACUACUUCUGCUGAACUUAACUGGAUCAAGCAAUUACGGGUGUUUAUGCAAGUUCCCAUUGCUCAGCAACCGGUGCUUUUUUGUGAUAACCUGUCCGCAAUUGCUUUAUCCUUCAAUCCCAUUCAGCAUCAGAGGACCAAACAUAUUGACAUCGAUGUUCAUUUUGUUCGAGAACGAGUGGCAAAACAACAACUAUUUGUGCAGUUUGUGUCUUCCAGAGAACAGUUUGCAGAUAUAUUAACCAAAGGCUUAAGUGCUCCUCUAUUCCAUACUCAUUGUCACAAUCUCAUGCUUGGUUUAUCACUGCAAGAGAUUGAGGGGGGAUGUUAG